Messenger RNA from Gadus morhua (Atlantic cod), 1026 nucleotides. RefSeq names its product calaxin (gene clxn). Gene Ontology annotation, molecular function: calcium ion binding. The record is from RefSeq and is a predicted model, not a curated record. The transcript is spliced from 6 exons. Bases 333 to 971 code for a protein of 212 amino acids. NCBI's taxonomy places the organism in Eukaryota, Metazoa, Chordata, Actinopteri, Gadiformes, Gadidae.
GUCCGAGGCAUCUGGAUAGGGCCAUGAAUAACACCGGAAUGAUAGAGAUAAAAACUCUCACACCAUUACCAUAACCAAUCGGAGGCGAGCCAUUCUAACCAAUCAGAGGCUAAUCAGAGACGAAUCAGAGGCGAAAAAGGCUGUACUUGCCGCUGCCAUCAUACGAAAAAAAGAUUCGCCACUGGCAGAGUGGGGUGUACACGGUGUUGCCAGAUUGGGCCAGAUUUCCGGCCAAAUCUGGCAACACUGGUAUAUACUGGUUGCUAUGGAGACGGCAUGACAACAGAAUACAGAACCGGUGCGCGUUUGCGGUCCGCCGGUGAACAGCAGAAAUGUCUUCUCUGAAUAGAAAACUAAUACAGAAUCUUGCAGAAACGAUAUCCAAACAAGUGAAGCACUUCAAUAAAACCGAAGUAGAGUGCCUGAUUCGGCUCUUCAACGGACUGAUGGGGGACGUGGCGGCGUCAGGACGGGCUGUGCACGGCUUGGACAGAGGGAGGUUCAGGAGCAUCCUGCACAACACCUUCGGGAUGACUGAUGACAUGCUAAUGGAUGGAGUUUUUCGGGCGUUUGAUAAGGACAACGACAGCUUCGUCAGUGUCAGAGAGUGGACAGAGGGACUGUCUGUUUUCCUUCGUGGGACCUUGGCCGAAAAAAUCAAAUACUGCUUUGACGUGUAUGACUUGAAUGGCGAUGGCUUCAUCUCCCGGGAGGAGAUGUUUCACAUGUUGAAGAACAGUCUGAUCAGGCAGCUGACGGAGGAAGACCCCGACGAGGGCAUCAAAGACCUGGUGGAGAUCACGGUCAAGAAGAUGGACCAUGACCAUGACGGCAGACUCUCUUUUAUAGACUUUGAGAAGGCAGUCAAAGAAGAGAACCUGCUACUUGAAGCCUUCGGAACGUGUCUCCCUGACGCCAAGAGUAUACUGGUGUUUGAGCAGCAAGCUUUCCAAGAUCCGUCGGAACGAUGAAGAAUUAGUAUGGAAUGUGAAUUUCUUUUGUUUUAAUAAAAAUAUAUUCAAAAAA